AUGUUUGCCAUGGACACACCCAUGGCUCAACACAACAGACUGAAUGCAUUCAUAUUAUUGGCAAUUGUGGCCACAAAUUGCUUGCUACUAACCUAUGCCUAUCCCCAGAAUGAAGUUUACCAAAGACGUUUGAUUACAAGCCGAACUCAGCAACAACAACAGCAAUCGCCUGUCUAUAAUCCAGCCGUGGAAACAGCUCGCAAAUAUGCCGUCAAACCAAAUGCCUCCAAGAAAGUUGCCUUAGACGCUGUGGAAGAUGAAAUCGAAGGCAAUCAAAUACAGGAAGCCCCCAAUGGUUUCUCAUGGUCGAAUAUGUUGUCCACCGUCUUGACAAUGUUCUUUAAUGGUGGUGCUAAUGCACCCACAAAAUCGGAUGAUGUUGAUGGCGGUUUUGGUGGUUCGCCAUGGGCUAAUGUUAUUUCAAUGGGUUUGAAAAUCAUCAACACUUUGUUGGGCGGUGGUGCUCCCAGCGAUGGCAUUGACAAAGUUGACAAUGGCGGCUCCCCAAUGCAGGGCAUCUUGGCGGCAGUGCUAUCAACUGUACUUGGUACAAAAGAUCCAGAACAAGUCAACUCAAUGGCCAAACAAGCUGGAGAGUUUAUACAAAUUGUUAUGAAUUUGUUGGAUGCCUUGAAGACGUCGUUCUCACACCGUUCAUUGUCGGCCAGGUCAAUGGGUAAACGUGAUUCCGUUAGCGAUGCUGCCGUGGCCAGUAUUUCCAUGUUGAAGGGUUAUGUGCGCACCUAUCGCAAUGCUGAUAAUAAGUGUUUGCAGCGUUAUAUGUGUGAGGCCAACACGGAAUGUACCCGGGAGAUUGGAGGCAGCAGCAUUUUCUGUCAAUUGGGAUCCUAUGCCACCAGCUAUCUAUUGGACCGCACAAGUGAUGGCAGUUUUGAACAAAUCUAUGAUGCUGGCCGCAGAGGGCGUUCCGGCUUUGAUUGCUCACAAUUGUAUUUGGAAUGCAAUGAAGUUUAAGUCACACACACACUCACACCAU
Molecule: messenger RNA, 997 nt
Organism: Musca vetustissima
Lineage: Eukaryota; Metazoa; Arthropoda; Insecta; Diptera; Muscidae
Exons: 6
Coding region: 1-975 (324 amino acids)
Source: RefSeq, a predicted model, not a curated record